Messenger RNA from Hypoxylon trugodes, 3233 nucleotides. RefSeq names its product aconitase family-domain-containing protein. NCBI's taxonomy places the organism in Eukaryota, Fungi, Ascomycota, Sordariomycetes, Xylariales, Hypoxylaceae. Gene Ontology annotation, biological process: tricarboxylic acid cycle. Gene Ontology annotation, cellular component: cytosol; mitochondrion. The coding region runs from base 357 to 2717 and encodes 786 amino acids. The transcript has 5 exons. Gene Ontology annotation, molecular function: aconitate hydratase activity; 4 iron, 4 sulfur cluster binding. The record is from RefSeq and is a predicted model, not a curated record.
CCCAAACGGCGAUUUGAACCAGUAGGCAUUAGCAGCUUCCCUUUACCGUAGUACCGGGGUACCGGCGACCUAGGUACAUGUUCGCCCAAACCGCAGUACCUAGCAUCUUCAAUCGCAAUCCAGAAAACCACACAAAACUCUCCACCUUUUCUCUUCUCUUCCAUUAAAACAUCUUUUUUUCUUCUUCACUUCCCUAGAAGAUCCAAUUCCCUUUUAAACUUUCUGUUCCUAGAGGCAUUUUGCGACCCUCUUGAAAACCUCCCUUCCCACUUCUAUCCUAAAAUUUAAGAUUGAACCAGUUUGUUUUCCCUGGUUUUGAACCCCUCACAGCUACCCUCGGGACCGCGGUUGUCACGAUGUUGGCCACUCGACAGGUCCUGGGCAAUGUUGCCCGCUCGCGGGUCAUGACCAACAUGAACCUGCGCAGGUGCAUGGCUACUGUUACAGAUUCCCCUCUGGACAGAAAGGUCAAGCAAAAUAACUGGGAAGAAGGCAACUUCAUCAACUACAAGAAGAUGUCUGAGAACCUAGCGAUUGUCCGCAGCCGUCUCAACCGCCCCCUAACCUACGCCGAGAAGAUCCUAUACUCUCACCUUGACGACCCGCAUGGACAGGAAAUCGAGCGAGGUGUCUCCUACCUAAGGCUGCGACCCGAUCGAGUCGCCUGCCAGGAUGCUACCGCUCAGAUGGCCAUCCUGCAGUUCAUGUCUGCCGGUAUGCCUUCCGUGGCCAACCCGACGACAGUACACUGUGAUCACUUGAUUGAGGCUCAAAUCGGUGGGGCUAAGGAUCUCGAGCGAGCUAUCAACAUCAACAAAGAGGUUUACGACUUCCUAUCUUCCGCUUGCGCCAAAUACAACAUUGGUUUCUGGCGGCCCGGCUCCGGUAUCAUCCACCAAAUCCUUCUCGAGAAUUACGCUUUCCCUGGUGGUCUGCUGAUCGGUACUGACUCCCACACGCCCAACGCGGGUGGUCUCGGCAUGUGCGCUAUCGGUGUCGGUGGUGCUGAUGCCGUCGAUGUCAUGGCUAACCUCCCCUGGGAAUUGAAGGCGCCAAAGGUCAUUGGUGUCAAGCUUACUGGUGAAUUGAGCGGCUGGACGGCACCCAAAGAUAUCAUCUUGAAGGUCGCCGGCAUCCUGACCGUGAAAGGCGGUACGGGCGCCAUCGUCGAGUACCACGGCCCAGGCCUAAACGGCAUCUCAGCUACAGGCCUUGGGAGCAUUAGCAAUAUGGGAGCUGAGAUCGGUGCGACGACAUCUGUUUUCCCCUUCAACGACCGCAUGUACGACUACCUGAAGGCUACUAAGCGACAAGAUAUUGGUGAAUUUGCACGCGAGUACGCCAAAGAACUUCAACCAGACGAGGGCGCCGAGUACGAUCAACUCAUCGAGCUUAACCUCUCUGAGCUCGAACCCCAUAUUAACGGCCCCUUCACUCCCGAUCUAGCCACUCCCAUCUCCAAAUUCAAGGAGGCUGUGGAAGCUAAUAAGUGGCCUGAAGAGUUAAAGGUGGGCUUGAUUGGAUCCUGCACAAAUUCCUCAUAUGAGGAUAUGUCCCGAGCCGCUUCAAUUGCCCGGGACGCUCUUGACCACGGCUUGAAGGCUAAGUCUGCGUUCGUUGUUACUCCCGGUUCCGAGCAGAUUCGUGCUACCAUCGCACGUGAUGGCCAGCUCCAGACAUUUGAGGAAUUUGGUGGUGUAGUGUUGGCUAAUGCUUGUGGCCCCUGCAUUGGACAAUGGGACCGACAAGACGUCAAGAAGGGCGAGGCCAACUCUAUUCUCUCCUCCUACAACCGUAAUUUCACUGGCCGAAACGACGGUAACCCUGCGACCCACUCCUUCGUCACUUCCCCCGAUCUAGUCGUUGCCUUGUCUAUCGCCGGUACCCUACGCUUCAACCCCUUAACCGACACACUCAAGGACAAGGAUGGUAAUGAUUUCAAGCUCGCUCCUCCUACCGGCGAUGGUCUCCCUUCUAGGGGCUACGACCCUGGCAACAACACCUACCAGGCUCCUCCUGCCGACCGUGCCUCGGUCAACGUCCAGGUUUCGCCUUCCUCUGACCGUCUCCAAGUUCUGCAGCCAUUCCAGCCCUGGGAUGGUAAAGAUGCUUUGGACAUGCCCAUCCUGAUUAAGGCGCAAGGAAAGACUACCACUGACCACAUUUCUAUGGCUGGCCCGUGGCUUAAAUACCGUGGUCACUUGGACAACAUCUCUAACAACAUGUUGAUUGGUGCCAUCAACGAGGCCAACGGUGAGGCUAACAAGGUCAAGAACUCGACCAAUGACGAGUGGGACGCUGUCCCAGCUGUCGCCCGUGACUACAAGGCUAAGGGAAUUAAGUGGGUUGUCAUUGGUGACUGGAACUACGGAGAGGGUAGCUCUCGAGAGCACGCUGCUCUAGAGCCCCGUCAUCUUGGUGGUCUUGCCAUCAUUACCCGAAGUUUCGCCCGUAUCCACGAGACCAACUUGAAGAAGCAGGGUAUGCUUCCUCUGACAUUUGCAGACCCUGCCGACUAUGACAAGAUUAAGCCUGAUGACAGGAUUGAUCUUCUCUGCACAGAAUUGGCUGUCGGCAAGCCUUUGACAAUGCGGGUACACCCCAAGGACGGCAAGACAUUUGAUGUCAAGCUCAACCAAACAUUCAACGAAGCACAAAUUGAGUGGUUUAAGAACGGAAGCGCGCUUAACACGAUGGCUAAGGCACACGCGAAAUGAAAUACCCUCGAGAUGAAACAGUAGACGAGACAAAUACUAUAGGGGAGAAGCACGCAGGCGCAUUGUGGGGAGGCAUGCUAGAAUUAAGGAACAUGAGGUGUAUAAGGUCUUGGGUUACGGCUGUCAUGUUUUAUGGGACGAUUAUACUUCUUACCCGCCGUGACGAUAAGUUAGCCGUUUCUAGAACCUUUUUCUACUUUGUACAAAAUGAACCAAUACGAAUACUUCAAAACUAAAACCACGAAGUGCCUAUGUAUACAUGUUAUGCUCCAUAUCAUAUAGACAUGGGGACUAUGAAGGGGCAUAUUCGACGAUGCCGGGCGAAGGGUAUACACUAUGCUAUGGCAUUUAUACGUUGUACUUUGGCAUUCCAGCGAUGCUCCAAAACUAUACUAUAUUGUUCCAAUACCAUAAUGCCCCAAUACUAUAAUGCUCCAAAAUGCUUCAACACUAUUUUAUAUUGUCCCAAUACUAUAAUGCCUCAACAAUACUUCUAUACUAUAUCAUCUUGCUCCC